Messenger RNA from Nicotiana attenuata, 1092 nucleotides. RefSeq lists its product as uncharacterized. The transcript is spliced from 2 exons. The record is from RefSeq and is a predicted model, not a curated record. NCBI's taxonomy places the organism in Eukaryota, Viridiplantae, Streptophyta, Magnoliopsida, Solanales, Solanaceae. The coding region runs from base 1 to 1092 and encodes 363 amino acids.
AUGGGCUUGGAUGCUAUGAACCAAUCUAUAGCCAAGAAUGCAGCUGAUGGAUCUUUUAUGGAUAAAACAUUUGCGAGGAUCACACAAAUCCUUGAUAAAAUGGCAAAACAUAAAAAAGCUUGGCACUCAGAGGAAACCACGGGUGGAAUUGCCUAUGGUACUCCUUCCUUGAACAACAUGAUUAAGGAGAAUCAACAAAGAGAUCAAGCAAUCGCCGGGCUUGCCACCAACGUCAAUGUGUUGACAAAGAUGUUUACUGAAAGCCAAACAAAAAAGAUGUAUGUGGUGGAAAAUGUUCAACCCACAUCAAAUGAAGAUUAUGAGGAAGCAAAUUAUGUCAACAACUCUCAAGGAGGUUAUCAAAGGCAACAGUACCAAGGUUCAGGACAACAAAACCAAUGGAGGCCUAACCUGCAAGGGCAAGGCAACCAACAGUGGCGAAAUAACCAAGGUAGUUCAAAUCAAGGGAAUUGGAGUAACAACAACAACAACUUUUCAAAUCAGAGUUCAAACCCUUAUGUCCGACACUUCAAUGAGGAAUAUGACCGAGCAUGUCGGAGUGGGAAUGUACUUCAAGGAGAGAAUGAACAAGUGGUUGAAGUAGAAGAUUUCGAACAAGAGGUUAAGGCACAAGUUGAAGUGCCAAUUGUUGUUGAAGCUAAAAAGGUCCCGGAAGAGUUUAAAAUUCAAGAAGUGAACCGGGAAGAGGAUAAGGAAAAGGUGAAAGAGAUGCCAAAAACUCUAGCACCAAUUCCUAGACCUCCUCCUCUUUUCCCUCAAAGGCUUUCUAGGAGGGUUGAUUAUAGCAAACUCGAGAAGUUCUAUGACAUUCUCAAGAAAUUAUCGGUAAAUAUUCCGUUUGUGGAAGCAUUUCAACAGAUGCCGGGUUUUGCUAAGUAUUUGAAAGACUUGAUCACCAGGAAGAAAACCACCAAGAAUGAAGUGGUGAAUGUAACUCACCAGGUUAGUUCCAUCAUUGCAACAACCACCAUUCAAAAGAAAGAAGACCCGGGAGCUUUUACCAUUCCAUGCACUGUUGGGCCGCGCGAUUUUGCAAGAGCUCUUGUGAUAUUGGGGAUACCAUCAAUUUAA